This is a messenger RNA of Raphanus sativus (radish), 880 nucleotides long. RefSeq names its product casparian strip membrane protein 5. The record is from RefSeq and is a predicted model, not a curated record. The coding region runs from base 124 to 687 and encodes 187 amino acids. The transcript is spliced from 3 exons. NCBI's taxonomy places the organism in Eukaryota, Viridiplantae, Streptophyta, Magnoliopsida, Brassicales, Brassicaceae.
AUACACACACUCAGUCAUUGCUCUUAACCCUCACCAAACUAUUCAUUCUUUCAUCCCAAGAAACUCAAAUAGCCCUAACUUCCCGCACAAGAGACCUAAAAACCCUGCAAGAGUAGAAAUAAAAUGAAGUCUGGUCAGGCUGAGAUCGAUGAAUCAAGCAAAGGUACCCAAAAGAGAGGUUUGAUGAGCAGAAGAAUCGCGAUUUUCGAGUUUCUCCUAAGGAUUAUCGCCUUUUUCAACACCAUAAGUAGUGCAAUCCUCAUGGCAACAACAAACGAAACUCUGCCUUUCUUUACUCAGUUCAUACGGUUCCAUGCCGACUACAACGAUCUUCCAGCUUUAACGUUCUUUGUGGUUGCAAAUGCUGUUGUAAGUGGCUACCUCAUAUUGUCACUACCUUUAGCAUUUGUUCACAUCGUCAAGAAAAAAACUGAGAACAGUAGAAUACUUCUUAUCGUUCUUGAUGUCGCAAUGGGUGGUCUUCUAGCUUCUGGAGCAUCCUCAGCAGCAGCUAUUGUCUACUUGGCACACAAUGGGAACAAUAACACAAACUGGUUCCCUGUUUGUCAGCAAUUCAACUCCUUCUGUGAACGUACCUCAGGGUCUUUGAUUGGAUCUUUCAUUGCCGUUGCCCUCCUUAUUCUUCUCAUUAUCCUAUCGGCUUUUGCUCUUUCUCGACGCCAUUGAAGAUCUGGUCUUAACUUGAAAUACAUGGUUUGGUGUGUAAAAAGUGUGUGCCAUUUCUAGUUUUUCUUUUCUCACACCCAUUGUAAUUUUCUAUGUGAUUUAUGUAACGAGUUACUUUGUCAAAGUUGUGUGUUUUCACAUAUUAGUACCACAAUAUCUUAUUCUCCUUCAGGCAUUUUAUAAUCUAUUUCUA